GCAGGCGCAGUGGUCCCCACGGGCUUGCGCGCGCACUCGCUGCGGGACAAGCUUCUGGAAGCUCAUUGCGGUGGCGUUGGUGCUGUUUGCGGAUGCUGGUGCAGUUUCUGCAGGACUGUAAACUGGAUUCCUGGAACCUUUGAUAUUCCUGGCUGUAUAUAGUACCUGUUGGUGGACUGCACUGAUACUCAACUAGAGUGUGAAGGGACUGGAUUCCUGCCCCGAGACACAAUGCAAGCUGUAGUGCCCUUGAACAAGAUGACAGCCAUCUCACCAGACCCUCAAACUCUGGCCUCGACUGAACAAAAUGAGGUCCCAAGAGUGGUUACUUCUGGGGAGCAAGAAGCUAUUUUAAGAGGAAAUGCGGCUGACGCAGAGUCUUUCAGACAGAGGUUUAGGUGGUUUUGUUACUCAGAAGUAGCUGGACCCAGGAAAGCUCUGAGUCAACUCUGGGAGCUCUGCAUUCAGUGGCUGAGACCAGACAUUCACACGAAAGAACAGAUUUUAGAGCUUUUGGUAUUUGAGCAGUUCCUGACCAUUUUGCCUGGGGAGAUCAGGAUUUGGGUAAAGUCACAACAUCCUGAGAGUAGUGAGGAGGUGGUGACCCUAAUAGAAGAUUUGACCCAGAUGCUCGAAGAAAAAGGAGAUCCAGUCUCUCAAGAUUCUACUGUUUCCCAAGAGGAGAACUCAAAAGAGGAUAAAAUGGUCGCUGUUUGUCCCAAUACUGAGUCCCGUGAAUCUAUAACAUUGAAGGAUGUAGCUGUGAACUUUUCAAGAGGAGAGUGGAAGAAGCUGGAGCCUUUUCAAAAGGAGCUGUAUAAGGAAGUGCUACUGGAAAACUUCAGGAACCUAGAAUUUCUGGACUUUCCAGUUUCAAAAUUAGAGUUGAUUUCCCAGCUGAAGUGGGUUGAAUUGCCAUGGCUGCUGGAAGAAGUCUCAAAAGGCUCCCGACCAGAUGAAUCGGCUUUAGAUAAAAUAAUAGAAAGAUGCCUCAGGGAUGAUGAUUAUGGCUUGAUGGAAGAAUUCCAGCAAUAUUGUGGCAGCUCAGAGGAGGAUCACGGUAAUCAGGGAAAUUCAAAAGGAACAGUCACACAAAACAAAACUCUUGGGAGUGGCAAUAGGGGUGAGGAAUUUGACCCAGGUAAAAGCCCCUUUGGACAUAAUUUCAAAGAAACUUCAGACUUAAUUAAACAUCUGAAAGUCUACUUGAGGAAGAAAUCUCGGAGGUAUAAUGAAAGCAAGAAACCCUUCAGUUUUCAUUCAGACCUCGUUCUGAACCGCAAGGAGAAAACCACUGGAGAAAAGUCAUGGAAAUCUAAUGACGGUGGGAAAGUCUUAAGUCAUUCUUCAGCUCUUACUGAACAUCAGAAACGUCAGAAGAUUCAUUUGGGGGAUAGGUCCCAAAAAUGCAGUAAGUGUGGGAUAAUCUUUAUUAGAAGAUCAACUCUUUCUAGGAGAAAAAUCCCUAUGUGUGAGAAAUGUCGGAAAGAUUCAUGUCAAGAAGCAGCCUUAAAUAAAGAUGAGGGAAAUGAGACUGGAGAAAAAACUCAUAAAUGUAGUAAGUGUGGAAAAGCCUUUGGCUAUAGCGCCUCACUCACCAAACAUCGGAGAAUUCACACUGGAGAAAAACCCUAUAUGUGUAAUGAAUGUGGAAAAGCUUUUAGUGAUAGUUCGUCGCUCACGCCACAUCAUAGAACUCACAGUGGAGAGAAACCCUUCAAAUGUGAUGAUUGUGGGAAAGGUUUCACCCUAAGUGCUCACCUCAUUAAACAUCAGAGAAUUCAUACUGGAGAAAAACCUUAUAAAUGUAAAGACUGUGGGAGACCCUUCAGUGACAGUUCAUCUCUUAUUCAACAUCAGCGAAUUCAUACCGGAGAAAAACCCUAUACAUGUAACAAUUGUGGAAAAUCCUUCAGUCAUAGCUCAUCCCUUUCCAAACAUCAGAGAAUUCAUACUGGAGAGAAACCCUAUAAAUGUGGCGAAUGUGGAAAAGCCUUUAGACAGAAUUCAUGCCUUACCCGGCAUCAGAGAAUUCACACUGGAGAAAAACCGUAUUUGUGUAAUGAUUGCGGAAUGACUUUUAGCCAUUUUACAUCUGUGAUUUAUCAUCAAAGACUUCAUUCAGGAGAAAAACCCUACAAAUGUAACCAAUGUGAGAAAGCCUUCCCAACUCAUUCACUGCUUAGUCGUCAUCAGAGAAUUCAUACUGGUGUAAAACCUUAUAAAUGUAAAGAAUGUGGGAAGUCCUUUAGUCAGAGUUCAUCUCUUAAUGAGCACCACCGAAUUCAUACAGGAGAGAAACCCUAUGAAUGUAACUAUUGUGGUGCAACCUUUAGUCGAAGCUCAAUCCUUGUAGAACACCUAAAAAUUCACACCGGAAGGAGAGAAUAUGAAUGUAACGAAUGUGAGAAGACUUUUAAAAGUAAUUCAGGCCUCAUUAGACAUCGGGGAUUUCACGCUGCAGAGUAAUCCUGGAACUACAUUAA
Molecule: messenger RNA, 2486 nt
Organism: Mandrillus leucophaeus (drill)
Lineage: Eukaryota; Metazoa; Chordata; Mammalia; Primates; Cercopithecidae
Gene: ZNF483
Product: zinc finger protein 483
Exons: 6
Coding region: 232-2469 (745 amino acids)
Biological process (GO): regulation of DNA-templated transcription
Molecular function (GO): DNA-binding transcription factor activity, RNA polymerase II-specific; RNA polymerase II cis-regulatory region sequence-specific DNA binding
Source: RefSeq, a predicted model, not a curated record